GUAGGACCGUAGGCACGUACGCGUGUGUGAAUAGGGCUUUAGGUAUACACAUGUGCUUGUGAUUAGACCAUAAGGAGGCUAAGUAACUAGACCUUAAGACUAGUUGUAUUUUAGCGAGUAAGACCCGUUGUUUGUAAAAUGCUAUGCGCCAUUUUCAAGAACAAUAAAGAAGACAUUCGAUUUUGGACACCGAGACCGACGGCCGCGUUGUAUUUAGUUAUUUUGCCACCUGAUAUAUAUUUCAUCAGAAGUGGUCUUAGAACCAAAUUUAAGUAAAAGUUAGUUUUCGAAUAUCAAAGUAGCGCGGAAAGCAAAUAAUUUUACGAUGAAUCGCGAAGCUGUGAACGCGGAAAAAUACUCGCUAUUGCAAUUAAAAACUUGGUGCACGGCCGUGGGCAUCAAUGCGAGCGGCGCAAAGGCGUCGUUAGCGGCUAGGCUGAGCGAGCUUUCCGCCGAAGCUCGAGGAUUGUGCCCAGGCAAUGACAAAGCGGGUGAGCAACGGUAUGACGCAAAGACCACCGAGCAAUGUAUUCAAGGCGAAGACGACGGUGAAGACAACGGCGAGAGCAACGGAGAGGACAACGUGGAGGACAACGUAGACGACAACGACGAGGACGAUAGCAACUUGAACGGCAACGGUGUGAGCAACGGCAGAAGCAACGACGAGAACAACGGCAGAGUAUUGAGGAGCAAAAAUGCACAACGGCGCGGUAAUGUAAUGGUGAUCGAUAACGACGACCCUGUAUAUGUGCAAAGCGGUGUAGCGUACGUCCGUAACGGCGCUUUCGGAAGUCGUCCAGUUAGAGACGCCGAAGAAAAUAGCGGCACAAGUAACCGUACAGCAGGGCAGUUAACCGCUAUUCGUGACGACGGCGACGCCGAAGCAGCGGCCCGGAAAAUUGAACUGCUUGAGAAGGAAAUAAAACUGCUUAAACUUCAGCAGGCACAGUGGGAGCAGAACAGGCCAAUGGCGAGCAGGACUAAAGCAGAAGACGGCAUCCCAUUUGAGACAUUAAAAGAGGUUAUACCAACCUACGAUGGCGGCGAUGGUUUUAGUGCGUGGUAUAACCAGGUGAUGCACUAUCGCGAAAUUUUUAAAGCCAACGAUGCGAUGCUGUGUGUAGCCGUACACUUAAAUUUAAAGGGCGCCGCUUUAGCGUGGUAUAACGCGAAAUCAACGUUCCAUAAGAGCGCAGACGAGCUGCUACGUGAUAUGAAGACAGUUUUUGCAUCAAACGAGAGAAAACUCGAACGCCGGCGUAAGUUCGAAAAGCGGAUGUGGGUGCCUGAAGAAAGCUUCAUCAGCUACUAUAAUGACAAAUGCACAUUGAGCAGCGACUUGAGCCUUAGCGAUGAAGAGUUCGCCGACUACCUCAUCGAAGGAAUACCAGACCGGCAACUACGUACACAAGCAAGGCUACACAGUUUUGCGUCGGCAAACGAAGUCGUCAGGGCGUUCAGAUCAGUCACGUUGCCAGAACGUCCGGCAGCAAAACCACGCUCCGAUGAACGCUUCAGAUGCUACAAUUGCAACUGUUCCGGCCACUAUGCCAAAGAUUGCAGAAAGCCUAAGCGGGAUGCCGGAUCGUGCUACGCAUGUGGAGAGAAGGGUCACUACGCAACAGACUGCAAGCAGUACAAGAGGGAGAAGAAUACUUUCAAUGUCUAGUUGAUUCAGGCAGCCCAGUUAGCUUAAUAAAAGAAGUUGUGGUACCGUCAGGAGUGAAUUUGGAUGAAGUAAAUGAUUCGUAC
Messenger RNA from Rhagoletis pomonella (apple maggot), 1752 nucleotides. RefSeq lists its product as uncharacterized. NCBI's taxonomy places the organism in Eukaryota, Metazoa, Arthropoda, Insecta, Diptera, Tephritidae. Gene Ontology annotation, molecular function: zinc ion binding; nucleic acid binding. The transcript has 2 exons. The record is from RefSeq and is a predicted model, not a curated record. The coding region runs from base 326 to 1669 and encodes 447 amino acids.